GACCAAUCAUUAUCGGAUUCAAUCUAUGGCACACUAAUGUCUGCAUCUUGUGUAGCCUCAUGUACAGGCACAACGCGGAGACCCGAAGAUUGCGGCUGCGGCUACGGCUGAACGCCAGCUAGCCUCGUAAGGCGAAGCAUGCUGCAUGUUUAGGGCUACGGCGUAGCUCAGCUUACAACAACAGCGCCCUUUUUAAUCUGUUUCUUCAUUUCAUAUCAGUAGGCGCAAAACUCAAAUUCACUGUGCAUUCUACCAGGCUUAUCCAUCCCUACAAUCUUCAACACAUCUUGAUUCCAAGUAACUCCUGCCAACCGUGUUGUCCAUCGUCUUACCAGCCCCGGACUCUUCGACUCCGGCAUUUCCAUCUGUCAACGGAACAAAACGCCUUUGUUGUCCAACAUGAGACGUAUAUCAGGCCUCUUCUCGCCCCCCAAAACCACCUUCCAGGUCCUCUCAGACCUGCAUUUGGACCACGACUCACAAUACCUAACCUUCCACAUCCCCGUCAGCGCGUCCUUCCUAAUUCUCGCCGGCAACGUCGGCCGCCUAAUCGAUUACGAGUCCUACCUCUCCUUCCUAGUCCGGCGGUGCAACCUGCACGAAAAAGUAUUCCUCGUCUUGGGCUCCCUCGAAUUCCACGGACUCGGGUGGAUGGAUGGCCUGCAACUAGCACACAAGAUGGAGAAGGAGCCGUCGACGAAGGGAAGGCUGGAGGUGCUGUAUGAGACGCGGAGUGAGGUGCCGGGGACGAAUGUGGUGUUGCUUGGUGCGACGCUUUGGAGUAAGAUUCCUGAGGCGGAUGUUGCAACUGUGAUGAGCAAGAUGCCUGAGUUUGAUGAGAAGAGCGGGAUUCAGGGGGAUUGGAUUGUAGAGACGCAUAAUGCUGAGCAUAAGAGGGAUUUGAAAUGGCUGAAGCAGGAAGUGGGCAAGGCGACGAAGCCGGCUAUAGGGCCUGAUGGAAAACCGGUUUCUGGGUUUGUGGCAGGUUCGGAGGCGAAGCAGGUCGUUGUUGUAACGGCGUUUGCGCCAGAUUUGAGGGAUGCGCUGCAUCCUUGGCAGGUCGAUGCGCCGUGGAGUUCGGCGUAUGGGACGGAUUUGCUGAAUGGGACAGAGUGGGCAGGUGUGAAGAUGUGGAUAUGUGGAACAACUGGGCGGACGUGUGAGUUCAAGAAGAAUGGUACGACGGUGGUUUGCAAUCAGAGGGGACGUGAGGGUGAUCAUGUCACUGGACUGUUGAAAGAUGGGAUGUCAGAGAAGCAAAAGAUUGGGUUGUUUGACGUCAUGAGGGUAGUCAGGGUGUGAGCAGCUAUAUGUAACUACGUGGCUCAAGUCACCUGAUAUCCUAUCAUGGGAGGCACUGCCCGAGGGUAAGUGCACUUACUUCUGAGCCAAGAGCUUCUGUACAAGAACAUCACCGACAACACAGAUAGCAAUAGAAUC
This is a messenger RNA of Macroventuria anomochaeta, 1440 nucleotides long. RefSeq lists its product as uncharacterized. Lineage: Eukaryota; Fungi; Ascomycota; Dothideomycetes; Pleosporales; Didymellaceae. Bases 400 to 1302 code for a protein of 300 amino acids. The transcript has a single exon. The record is from RefSeq and is a predicted model, not a curated record.